AACUAUCUUGAUCCCGAUUGGUUGGUUCAUUGUGAAGAAAUUCUGAAAAGAUCAGUGGUCUUCAAUGAGCGUUUACGAAAACAAUACGGUAUUGUGCCCGAGAAAUACCCUGUUGACAAAAAAGAUACCCGUCCGAAGUUCCUACGUACUCCUGAUCAAGAGAGCGACGCCGGAGCUCAAGCCAGUGACGAACGUGCGGGAGCUGUUGAUGGUCGGCUUCGUCCUCCGUUCACGCCUUACCCUGGCAAGACUGACAAAGCCACUCGAGACUUGGCCAGAAUGAUCAUUUCGAGACUUGCUCGUCCGGACAAAUUUGGAGAUGAUAAGAAAUUCCGUGUGACAUCCACCAUUUCACCAAUCGCCGGAAUAGGGCGUCCAUUCAAUCCAAUACGUCUUACCCGCUCGGAGCCAACGGUAACCCGUGCGUCAACGAUCAUCAGUCGCAGUGAACUGAUAGCCACUAAGGCGGCAUCGGCAACGUCAUGUUUGGGAUCAAAUCUCAUCUCACUCACUCAUACCAGCUCCACGUCGUCGAUACCGUAUCCCAAUGCUCGCUCCAGUUCGGCUCAUUCUUAUUUGACACCACAGCGAAGAAGCCGUUCACCGACGAUUUCUGACGUGAUCCGCUUCCGUAAUCGAAUAGGAAAACUAAACAAAUUCCUCAGAAAUCCUCAACACAAGCCACCAAAACCUGUUGUACGUUCUGAUUCGGAUGCAUCUACCCAACAAGGUGGAGCAGGCAGUACCAGUAGCGGGCAUUAA
Molecule: messenger RNA, 762 nt
Organism: Cooperia oncophora
Lineage: Eukaryota; Metazoa; Nematoda; Chromadorea; Rhabditida; Trichostrongylidae
Source: the annotation of a GenBank genome assembly